AUGAGCCAACAAAACGAGACUACACCCGGUGACCAAGCGGUUCUUGCCUCCGGGCGUCAGGAAUCGACUAAUACAGUGGAAGAGCGUUUGGCAGCGAAGGAUGCGCACCAAAGCGGCGUGGAAGUUGCUUCUAACUGCGUAGACGCAAACGAUGGACCGUCCAAAAGGAGCCAUGAAGAUGUUAUACAGGGCGAGGUUGAACUGCCCGGUAAGCGUCAGGAGAUUGACGCUGCGGCGGUCGAAGAAGCUAAGACGCAAGAAGGCCACGUUACCCCGGCUGAGCAUCGUGCAUCGCGACCAUCGGACGAUGGUAGCGAGUCAGAUGCAACUAAAUCAAAUGCAUUGGAAGAAGCAAAGGGUGAUACCGCAGCUGCGGAUGACGCAACAGCCGAAACAAAGGAUAAACAGGAAGUGCCGACUACGUCGUCUGUUCCGGCAUUCGGGUUCAACAAGGAGUACGUAUCCCCCUUCAGCAAGCUGCUCGAGACUAAAACCUCCGGCGGCUUUUUGGAGUCCACAAAAGUUUGGGGAUCCGCGCCAACAACAGAAAACGUCGGUGCUGCUCCCGAGCAGACUGACUCCGCUGAGGCACCUCAAAAAACAUGGGAUGUGCAAGCCGCAUUGCAGGACAGCGAGACACUCUUGUUCGAAAACGUAUGUUUAAGAAUAGGGAAAUACAGAUGCGUGCAGAAGACGUGCAAUCUGUCUAGAUACAAUGACACAGAAUGGAGCACUCCCGUCCCGGUUGUGCUUCAGAUCAUCGCGAAACAGGAUUCGGAUAGCAAACGCAUAGUGUGCUACCAGGCCGGAACGGGAAGGAUACAGUUGAAUACUACGGUAUUACCAACAAUGUCAGUCAACAAGCUCAAAACAAAGUCCAUCAUCUUUGUCGGCCAAUUGAUCGGUGACGAAUCGAAGCUUGCGCCUCACCGAAUCAUAUUCCAAGACCAGGGUCAGAGAGAUGCUUGUCACGAGCUGUUUUAA
Molecule: messenger RNA, 984 nt
Organism: Babesia ovata
Lineage: Eukaryota; Apicomplexa; Aconoidasida; Piroplasmida; Babesiidae
Product: immunodominant interspersed repeat antigen, putative
Exons: 7
Coding region: 1-984 (327 amino acids)
Source: RefSeq, a predicted model, not a curated record